Messenger RNA from Molossus molossus (Pallas's mastiff bat), 3995 nucleotides. RefSeq names its product uromodulin like 1 (gene UMODL1). The coding region runs from base 18 to 3995 and encodes 1325 amino acids. Lineage: Eukaryota; Metazoa; Chordata; Mammalia; Chiroptera; Molossidae. Gene Ontology annotation, cellular component: cell surface; extracellular region. The record is from RefSeq and is a predicted model, not a curated record. The transcript is spliced from 22 exons. Gene Ontology annotation, molecular function: protein binding; calcium ion binding; peptidase inhibitor activity.
CGCCGCACUGCCCAGCCAUGCUCAGGACCCUCGGGCUGGCCCUGCUGUCUCUGCUCAGCUCCGUGGGCUCCAGCCAGGCCAGUGGCUUCACAGACAAAGGCCUGUCCUUGCUGAGCUACCAGCUGUGCACCUACAGCGUGACCCAAAAUGUCCAGAAGGUGGAGGUGGUCCGCAUGUCCCACGUGACCUACGCCCCCUGCGGCGGGUGGAUCCCGUGGAGGCGGUGCCCCAAGACCGUUUACAGGACCCGGUACCUGGCCGUGGACGUCCCCGAGUCCAGGAACGUGACCGACUGCUGCGAGGGCUACGAGCAGCUGGGCCUCUACUGCGUCCUGCCCCUGAAUCGGUCCAGGGAAUUUACAUCAAGACCCGGCGUCUGCCCGAAGGCGGGGCAGGAAGCAUCCACCUCGCCCUGCACCCUGGAUUCUGACUGCCCUGGACUUCAGAAGUGCUGCCCCUUGUCGUGGGGGCACCAUUGCGUGGCUCCCGCACCCCAAGCUCCAGAGAGCAGCUUGGCCAGGUCCUGGUACAACGUGACAGUCCUGGUGAAAAUGGACUUCCAGGAGCUCCAGCGGGUGGACACCAGGCUCCUGGGCCACAUGCGGCUUCUGCACUCGAUGGUCACCAGUGCCCUGCAGCCGACGGACGCCGCUGUCCACCACCUGCACUCGGCCUGUGGGGACACCUCGACCACAGUGUCCAGGCUGCUACUGGGUCUGCCACAGCCGGUGCCCGUGGCCAGGGUCUCCGCAGUGCUGGACAGCAUUGUGAAGCGUGUCUACGAAGUGAUCAACAUCCAGGUGCAAGAUGUGAAUGAAUGCUUCUACAAGGAACUCAACGCCUGCUCCGAAAGGGAACUGUGUCUGAACGUGGAGGGCUCGUACCAGUGUGUCCGCCACCCGGAGGGGCUGACCUCGUCUCCCCAGAGGCUGAACCGCACGUGUGAAGACGACCCUCCCAUCACAGACUACAUGAUCCUCAGCGUCACCAGCAACAGCUUUCAAGUGUCCUGGAGUUUAAACUCCACCCAGAACCGCACCUUCCUUGUGCAAGUUUACAGGGGUGAGGAGCUGCUCAGGAGUGCCAGGACCCAGGGGACAACCCUGGAGGUGACUGGGCUGGAGGCCGGAGUGCUGUACUGGGUGAAGACCGGCUAUGAGGCAUGUGGGGCCGAUGUCACCGCGAUGCUGCCUGUCAGGACCGAGGCCCGUGUGUUUGGAGUCACAGUGAGGAUCCUGGACCGCACCAUGACCGAGGCGCUGCAGAACCGCAGCAGCCCUGAGUACCGGGACUUCUCCCGACAGCUGCUGCACGAGGUCGAGAGCGCCUUCCCGCCAGCGGUGUCUGACUUGUACAAAAGAGGGAAACUGAGGCUGCAGAUCGUGUCUCUCCAGGCCGGAAGCCUGGUCGUGAAGCUCAGAGUGACGGUGCAAGACCCCGAGUUCCCAGUGGGUGUCUCCACGCUGGCCCCCAUGCUCCCGAGGCUGUGUGCAAGCAGAGUGUUCCAGAUUGACCAGAGGGGGACAUUAGUGCAAGACUGGGACGAGUGUGCGGACAGCCUGGAGCAUGACUGCUCGCCGGCCGCCCAGUGCGUCAACCUCGAGGGCUCCUACACCUGCCGCUGCCUGACGGCCCAGGACGCCCGCCCCGCCCGCGCCGGCCGGGCCUGUGCAGGUGACCUGGUGAGCCCCACAGUAGGUGCGCUGUCCCUGGCGACAGGGCUAACAGCCCCAGCUCUCAGCACAGAAAUAGCUCUUGGCCUGGAGACCCCUGCCUUGUCACCCAGCCCCGGGCAUCUUUGGGGCACCCCUGCAGCAGGCCAGGCCCAGACCCCAGGGCCCCCGCCCAGGAGAGGGGACAGUGGCGUGGUCGGACAGGACAAGAAUGGCACAGAACAAGGUGUGGAGGAGGUGCUGCUGAGCAACUCCACUACAGAGCCACACGCCUGGCCCACCCCUGCUGAGGGCCCCGUGGGCCAUGGGUGGCAUGCCAGCCUUCCCACGUGGGGCACAUCGCCAGCACCUCUGGACCCCACAUGGCCGAAGGACACAGACCCUGGACACUCCAGCUCCCCAGACCUGCCCUUGGCCUCCACCCUCUCGUCUCUGAAGACCCCAGCCUGUGUUCCCGCCCCCAUCAGAAGGGUCACGAUUUCCAACGUGACCAGCACCGGCUUUCAUGUGGCAUGGGUGGCAGAUCUCGCCCUGCACCCCACUUUCCAGCUCACCCUGACGUCCAUGCGGAGCCCUGCCGUGCACCUGGAGACCUGGAACACAAGCCUGCAGCUGUGGGGCCUGGAGCCCGGUGUCUUGCACCUGGUUGAGAUAGUGGCCAAAGCAUGUGGGAAAGAAAGUGCCAGGGCACACCUGAAAGUGAGGACAGCUGCCCAGAAGCUCAGCGGUAAAGUCCGAGUAGCAAACGUCCAGUAUUCCGAAUCUUUCCGCAACGCCAGCAGCAGGGAGUCCCAGGAUUUCCUGGAGCUGUUCUUCCGGAUGGUGAGGGAGUCCUUGUCACCCCCCAUGCGUCAGCACCUGGACACCGGUGGGGUGCGGGUGGAAGUGACCAGCAUCACCAACGGCAGUGUCGUGGUGGAGUUUAACCUGUUGAUUGUCGCGGACUUGGCCGUCCAGGAGGUGUCUGCCGCGUUCCGCUCCGCCUUCCAGAACACCUCUCAGCUGGAGGUGGCCGCAGGGGACGUCUUCAUAUGGGAUUACGACGAGUGCGAGAGGAGGGAGGACGACUGUGAACCGGGCACAUCCUGUCGCAACACCCUUGGGUCUUUCACGUGCAGCUGUGUGGGCAGAGCCCCCGACUUCCCUGUAGAAUAUUCGGGAAGACCCUGUGAAGGCGACUCUUCUGGCAACACAACCCAGGCCCCCGGGUCUUCUCUGGACCCUGGCCUGGAGCAGUCCCCCACCCCAGCAGAAACUUGGGCUGCCUCCGUGCACGGUCCCAGCCCGGCCCUCCAGGGCCCGGCCCAGCGGCUGAACCUGACCGGAGCGGUCAGGGUGCUCUGCGAGAUCGAGAAGGUGGCCAUCGCCAUCGACAGGCGCUUCCUGCAGCAGGAGUCCGUCCCCGAGUCCUCCCUGUACCUGGGACACCCGUCCUGCAACGUGAGUGACAGCAAUGGCACACACGUGUUCCUGGUGGCCGGAUGGAAUGAGUGCGGCACCCUUGUGCAAAGCAACAUGACGAAUACCGUGGUGACGACCACGCUGAGGAAUGACCUGUCGCCAGAAGGCAUCAUCCACCACCUGAAGAUCCUGAGCCCCAUCCACUGCGCCUUCCAGAACGACCUCCUGACGUCCUCGGGCUACACCCCGGAGUGGGGGGUCUACACCAUCAUUGAAGACCUCCACGGCGCUGGGAGUUUUAUCACAGAGAUGCAGUUAUUUAUUGGAGACUCUCCUAUACCUGAGAAUUAUAGCGUGUCUGCCAGUGACGACAUCAAGAUCGAAGUGGGGCUCUAUAAACAGAAAAGCAACCUCAAGGUGGUCCUGACCAAGUGCUGGGCAACACCAUCCAGCAACGCCAAGGACCCAGUCAUGUUCAGCUUCAUCAACAACAGCUGCCCCAUCCCCAACACACAUACCAACGUGAUCGAGAACGGGGACUCCAACAAGGCCCAGUUUAAGCUGAAGAUCUUCUCCUUCAUCAACAACUCCAUAGUCUAUCUGCACUGCAAACUCCGCAUCUGCAUGGAGACCCCCGGGACCACGUGCAAAAUCAAUUGCAAUGACUUUCGGUCGCUGAGAAGCAGUGAACCAUCCGAAACGCACCAGAUGUCCUGGGGGCCACUCAUUCGGGCUGACGGAGAGUCUCCGGAUGUGAAGCCAGGCCUGGGCCCCGGCCACCUCGCCCUCAUCGUGGGCGCCGUGGUGGCCGCGGUGGCCGGGGCAGCUGCCCUGCUCAUUGUGCGCUACCAGAGAAUGACGGGGAAGCACAGCUUCACAGCCCAGCCGGACGGCUUCAGCUACCAGAUGUUCCGGGACUAG